Messenger RNA from Cinara cedri, 3127 nucleotides. The record is from the annotation of a GenBank genome assembly. Lineage: Eukaryota; Metazoa; Arthropoda; Insecta; Hemiptera; Aphididae.
AUGAACUCUAAAGAUGCUAAAUGUAAGUUAUUUGAAAUAAAAUAAAUCUUGCACAGAUAUUACAGGUAAAGAUACGAGUAUAUUAAUCAUGAAAUCGAUACAAAUCACUUGUUGUUGAUCAUUUACAGUUUUUAAUUCCUUCAGAGCAUCAUAAAACUUUUGACUUCGUCUUCUGUGAAUUUUAAGUUAGGUAUAAUAAUAUACUCGUAGGUGCAAAAAUAAUAUGCGGAGUCGAAGAAUUUAUGUAGGAACGGAACUUCUACAGUAGAGGAGACCCACUUUAACAUUAAAUGCAAAUUUGACUAUUCUAUAAUUUACGCCUUGCUAUUGGCAAAAACCACCUUUCAAUAUCUUCAAUAAAAUGAUAUUUAAAAUACAGAAGUCCUAUUUUAAUAUUUUAUAUUUUAUUUAUUUGUACAACUUUUUAUUUUUCUUGUAAAAUAAUUUUUGAAUAAGAUGUUCGUGUGAAAUGUAGGUAUAAGUUAAAAUAUAUUUUUUUGUUUCUGCGCACAACUUUUCUAUGAGAAAUUUUUCUUCAACUUAAUGAUAGCAAUAUUUUGAAAAGAAAAUUCCACUAGUGAGGUACUUUGGGUAGGUAAUUUUUGAUUUUCUCAGUAGUUUACUCAUCACAUUUAUAAACCGGGAAAAUGUACAAAAUAUAUUACUGAAAUAUUACGUUUUAUUUACUGUACACAACUUCUCUACCAGCAAUUUUGCUCCAAUUUAUAUUUUAAGAAUGUUUCUAAAAAGGAAUUUCAUUAGUGAGGUACUUUUUCAAUUUUCCCAAGAAUUUUCCCAGCAAAUGUAAAAAACCGGGAUAAAACAUGGGAAAACUCGGAGAAACGUAGAAAAACCGUGAAAAUAUUAUUUAAGAAAACAUAUAUGGUCUAUUUAAUUAUUUUACCAUAAAAUAACAUAUAUGUUGCUAACAAAGCAUCACUAUCAACUGAACUUCGCUCAGAAUCGUUGUUUUGUAAGCAAUGGUUUAUCGUUGCUUACUGGCAUACAUUAAAUUAUCAAUAACAGUAGCUGUAUCCGUCCACAUUAUCUUAUGAUGUAUUUUUAAAAAUAUAUUUACAAUCAUUCUGUUAAAUCAAAUUUUUUUUUAGUGGCAGAUCAUGUAUCUUUAUCAAAACCAACAGUGCUUGCUGAUAAUAAGGGCGAUCAUAAUAUUCCUCAACUUACUAAACAGGUAAACAUAAUACUGAGCGAUUUUUUUUUAUCAUGAACCGGCAAUUAUUUCGGAGGAUUUUAAGUGAAUUUAAUUUCUGUUAUUUUUAAUUAUUAUGGAAUCGUUUAAGCUUUAUUUUAAAACCAUUUUAAUUUUUCCUUUACUUUAUAUACCUUAAAUAAGUAGUUUUUGAAAUAGGAAACCUUCUUUAGAUACAUAUUUGAAUAGGAAAUAUUUUUAGGCCUAAACGAUUCCACAACGAUUAAAAAUAACAGAAAUCAAAUUUACUUGGAAUGUUCCGAGAUAAUUAUUUGCUCAUGAUAAAAAAUAUCACUCUGUAUACCUAAAGAUUUUAAUUUAAUAUCAAUAAUUUAAUGAUACUCCUAUAAAUUUGUCUUAUUAUAGAUGAAUAAUUUAAGAAUUGUAGUUAAAAAUCUGGAAAAAGAACGCGAUUUUUAUCUUAGUAAACUGUGUGCAAUUGAGCUAAUAUGCCAGAAACACGGAAAUGAGCAUCCAUUAUUCUUUAAAGUAAUGGAGAUUCUUUACGGUACUGUGGUAUGUAUGCAGAAUAGUUUUUAUACUAUACAAAUAUUUUCUAAUGAUAAAAAUACAAUUUUAUAAGUUUAAUACGAUUUUAAUUUGUUGACUUAUUCAAAAUUCUUACCAAAGUACCAAACUAAAGAUACUAACUUUUUGUAAUAAAUAUUGUGUAGACAUGCUUUAGAUUUGGAGCGUAGCUGUGAACAACUUUUCUAUCAGAAAUAUUUCUCUAAUAUAUCAAGUGUAGCACUUUUUGUGAAAGAAAAUUUUAUCUACUUGGUACUCUAAGAAGUAAUUUUUUAAUUUUCCAAGUGGUUUUCAUAAUAAUUAGGAAAACCCGGAAAAAAACUUAGGAAAAGCAAACUACGUAGAACAAAUGGACAAAUAUUUACGUUGUAAUGAUUUAAUGAUUAUACAUUUUUGUAGAAAUCUUGGUACAAUUUAAAAAUGACAAGAAAACAGUAUUGUUGAAUUUUUAAUCUAGUUUGUGAGAAAGAAAGUCGUUUUUUGAUUUUCCGUGUAUUUUUUUCAAUUAAUAAUAAUUAAAUAAUUAUAAAUACAUAAAACAAACUAGCAUAAUAAUAAAAAGACGUUCUAGGACAAUGGGGAAAGGUGCAGUAACUGUUAUAAGUAAUUUAAUGUAUGCCUCUAAAUAAUGAUAAACCACUGCUAACGAAAAAACGAUUCUGAGUGGGGUUCAGUUGAAAGUGAUAUUUUAUCAACAGUAUAUAUGUUAUAUUGUAGUAAAAAAAUUAAAUAGGUUUUAUUUUCUUUAAUAAUAUUUGUUUAAUGUUAUAUCGAUUUUCCUACGUUUUUCUCGGUUUUCCCAUGUUUUUUCCCGGUUUUUCACAUUUGCUGGAAAAAAACGCUUGAGAAAAUCGACCUUCCUAAAGUAUCUUCCCAGUCAUAUUUCCUUUCAAAAAAAGUGAUCAUUGUAACGCGGAGCAAAAUUGCUUAUGAAAAAGUUGUUCACAGGAAAAAAGAAUGCCUUAAUAUUUUUUAAACUUUAUUUUGGUUUUUUACAUUCGAUGAGAAAACUUGAGAAGAUCGAAAAAUAAUCUCCUUAAAGUAAUUCCCCAUACUGGUUUCUUAACAGAAAAGGUGAUACACUUAAAAAACUGAGCAAGAUUUCUGGUAGAAAAGCUGCGGACAGAUAAAAAUAAAAUAAACAUCUUUGUAAAACCAUAAGCUGCUUCACUCCACUCAGAAUUUAAAAUAAAACAGUUUUAACCAAUAAGAUUAACACUAAAUUAACAAAGUCAUGAAAUCUCAGCAUUUAUAACCACUUUUAAUUUUUUAUAUUUAUAUUGUACACUUUUUUUUAUAUAUAUUUAAUAAUAUAUGUUUAUGAUAAUAUUUCAGGAAGAAUUUGUUGGUCCAGAGGUUGGUACUAACAACGACGGUAAUGGUGAAUAA